Suricata suricatta (meerkat) is the source of this 2406-nucleotide messenger RNA. It is a transcript of the gene LDB3, whose product is annotated as LIM domain binding 3. Gene Ontology annotation, biological process: actin cytoskeleton organization; muscle structure development; heart development. The record is from RefSeq and is a predicted model, not a curated record. Bases 121 to 2271 code for a protein of 716 amino acids. Gene Ontology annotation, cellular component: adherens junction; Z disc; filamentous actin. The transcript has 14 exons. Lineage: Eukaryota; Metazoa; Chordata; Mammalia; Carnivora; Herpestidae. Gene Ontology annotation, molecular function: actin binding; muscle alpha-actinin binding.
GGGCAGAUAUCAGUGUCGAUGGCAUUCAUUCCCAGCUAUUCUUAGGAGUCUCUCAGGAGCUCCACACAGCCUAGCCAGGCAGCAAGGGACGGAGCAGAGGCUGCCGCUAUCAGCAUCAGCAUGUCUUACAGCGUGACCCUGACCGGGCCCGGGCCCUGGGGCUUCCGUCUCCAGGGGGGCAAGGACUUCAACAUGCCGCUCACUAUCUCCCGGAUCACGCCAGGCAGCAAGGCUGCCCAGUCCCAGCUCAGCCAGGGCGACCUUGUGGUGGCCAUUGACGGUGUCAACACAGACACGAUGACCCAUCUGGAAGCCCAGAACAAGAUCAAGUCUGCCAGCUACAACCUGAGUCUCACGCUGCAGAAGUCGAAGCGCCCCAUCCCCAUCUCCACAACAGCGCCCCCAGUCCAGUCGCCUCUGCCGGUGAUCCCCCACCAGAAGGACCCUGCUCAGGACACGAACGGCAGCCUGGCGGCGCUCAGCCCCAACCCAGAGGCGAGGGCCAGCCUGGGCACCCCGGGCACCCCGGAGCUCAGGCAGACCUUUAGCUCCUCCUUCUCCCAGACCUCCGUCUUCUCCUCACACACAGAGGCCUCUGACCCCGGCCCUCCGUGGGGUAGCCCUCCGGCCAAGGCCAGCCUGGAGGGAGCCCCGGACUCACCCAGCCCGAAAGUCCUGCAGGGCUCGAGCCAGCCAAGGCAGUAUAACAACCCCAUUGGCCUGUACUCAGCAGAGACCCUGAGGGAGAUGGCUCAGAUGUAUCAGAUGAGCCUCCGAGGGAAGGCCUCAGGUGCUGGACUCCCAGGAGGGAGCCUUCCUAUUAAAGACCUGGCAGUGGACAGCGCCUCUCCUGUGUACCAGGCUGUGAUUAAGAACCAGAACAAGCCGGAAGAUGAGGCCGACGAGUGGGCCCGCCGCUCCUCCAACCUGCAGUCUCGCUCCUUCCGCAUCCUGGCCCAGAUGACAGGGACGGAGUACAUGCAAGAUCCUGAUGAAGAAGCUUUGCGAAGGUCAAGCACCCCUAUUGAGCAUGCUCCAGUGUGCACCAGCCAGGCCACCACCCCACUGCUGCCCGCUUCUGCCCAGCUGCCUGCUGCUGCCCCUCCCAGUGCGGCCUCGCCACCCUUGACUGCAGCCACUGCCCAUGCUGCCACCGCCUCUGCUGUAGCCCCUGCCUCAAGCCCUGCGGACAGUCCAAGGCCCCAGGCCUCUGCCUACAGUCCUGCCAAGGCGACCUCUCCGGCACCUGCCACUCAUACAUACAGUGAGGCCCCAGCUGCCCCUGCGCCCAAGCCCCGAGUUGUCACCACCGCCAGCAUCCGGCCUUCUGUCUACCAGCCAGUGCCUGCAUCUACCUACAGCCCAUCCCCAGGGGCCAAUUACAGUCCAGCUCCCUACACCCCCUCACCUACCCCUGCCUACACCCCCUCGCCGGCCCCUACCUACUCCCCUUCCCCAGCACCAACCUAUACCCCCUCGACAGCCCCAAGCUAUAACCCCGCGCCCUCAAUGACCUAUAGCGGGGGCCCUGCAGAGUCUGCCAGCCGCCCCCCGUGGGUGACAGAUGACAGCUUCUCUCAGAAGUUUGCCCCUGGUAAGAGUACCACCUCCAUCAGCAAGCAGACCCUGCCCCGAGGGGCCCCUGCCUACACCCCACCAGGGCCCCAGGUGCCUCCCCUGGCCAGGGGCAUCGUUCAGCGGGCUGAGCGCUUCCCAGCCAGCAGCCGGACUCCACUCUGUGGCCACUGUAACAACGUCAUCAGGGGCCCCUUUCUGGUAGCCAUGGGCCGUUCCUGGCACCCAGAAGAGUUCAACUGUGCCUACUGCAAGACCUCCCUGGCGGACGUGUGCUUCGUGGAGGAGCAGGGCAACGUUUACUGCGAGCGCUGUUACGAGCAGUUCUUCGCCCCAGUCUGUGCCAAGUGCAACACCAAAAUCAUGGGCGAAGUGAUGCAUGCCCUGAGACAGACAUGGCACACCACCUGCUUCGUCUGCGCCGCCUGCAAAAAGCCCUUCGGGAACAGCCUCUUCCACAUGGAAGACGGGGAGCCCUACUGCGAGAAAGACUACGUCAAUCUGUUCAGCACCAAGUGUCACGGCUGCGAUUUCCCUGUGGAGGCUGGUGACAAGUUUAUUGAAGCCCUGGGCCACACCUGGCAUGACACCUGCUUCAUCUGCGCGGUGUGCCAUGUGAAUCUGGAGGGGCAGCCAUUCUACUCCAAGAAGGACAAGCCCCUGUGCAAGAAGCACGCACACGCCAUCAACGUGUAGAGAGCCCAGAGCGUCUGAGGCGGACAGGCCGGGAGCUGCUCCUGCUGCUGGCGACAAAGGAUUCAAGGAGGCUGAUGUUUCUUUUUGGGGGUAAAGGGGGAAGACAGGAAGCUACUGAGCCCUUUUAAAGUGUAA